AUGCCGUUCGAAGUCACCGCUCGACCUGUCACUCCGGCCGUACAUCAGAGUAAUGUAUUUAGCGCCGCGCGUCUCAGCCCACAAUUUACAAACAGCCGUUUCACGCUAAUCCCGAAGGAUAGCGAUCCCGAGAUGUUUCCAGAAAGUCACCCUAACGCGAGCGUGCGGGGACCGGUGGACGCGUGGCUCGCGGAAUUCCAUUUAAAGACGUCGGGACAGUUUAGCGCUGACGGCGCGCGGGCCAAAUUGACGCGCCCCAGGGGCCGGACCUGGAUCGAUCGCGAAAUCGCGGCGCUGCUGAGGGCU
Messenger RNA from Iphiclides podalirius (scarce swallowtail), 306 nucleotides. NCBI's taxonomy places the organism in Eukaryota, Metazoa, Arthropoda, Insecta, Lepidoptera, Papilionidae. The record is from the annotation of a GenBank genome assembly.